ACUUUCUAAUUGUAAGGAAGUGCGCUAGUAGUCCACCGAGGAUCCUCGAGGUUGGCCUUAUUGUAUCAUAAUUUAACGAAUUUGCGUUCCAGGUUGUUACAGCCUUUGAAAUAAUGGCCUCAUAUUUAAGAAUGUAGCAAUUUUUCUUUGAAAUUUCCGAAAGUGGGGAAAAAAGUAAUAGAAGACUGCACCUAUAUGGAAUUAUUUUCUGAUUCGCAGUUCUUUAUAAUCGUAGACUUAAUUUGGUGGCUUUAUUGGACCUGUUUGAAACAGGAAGCCUUUCUGUAAUGUGGUUUCGGGUCGGCUUCACCUCUGGCACUCUCUGAAACGUCGUUGUCUAUGGUUUCCCUAAGAAGCUAGAAUGAGCGGGAUGCUACGGAGGGAGGUGUAUACAGAGUCAUCUUAGUGGGAUUUGGGGAAGCAACAGGGCUGUGUGGGGUAACCUGCCACCUUUAAGUGGAAAUCAGAAAUGGAGCAAGAGCCACAAAAUGGAGAACCUGCUGAAAUUAAGAUCAUCAGAGAAGCAUAUAAGAAGGCCUUUUUAUUUGUUAACAAAGGUCUGAAUACAGAUGAAUUAGGUCAGAAGGAAGAAGCAAAGAACUACUAUAAGCAAGGAAUAGGACACCUGCUCAGAGGGAUCAGCAUUUCAUCAAAAGAGUCUGAACACACAGGUCCUGGGUGGGAAUCUGCUAGACAGAUGCAACAGAAAAUGAAAGAAACUCUACAGAAUGUACGCACCAGGCUGGAAAUUCUAGAGAAGGGUCUUGCCACUUCUCUGCAGAAUGAUCUUCAGGAGGUGCCCAAGUUAUAUCCAGAAUUUCCACCUAAAGACAUGUGUGAAAAAUUACCAGAGCCUCAGUCUUUUAGUUCAGCUCCUCAGCAUGCUGAAGUAAAUGGAAACACCUCAACUCCAAGUGCAGGGGCAGUUGCUGCACCUGCUUCUCUGUCUUUACCAUCACAAAGUUGUCCAGCAGAAGCUCCUCCUGCUUAUACUCCUCAAGCUGCUGAAGGUCACUACACUGUAUCCUAUGGAACAGAUUCUGGGGAGUUUUCAUCAGUUGGAGAGGAGUUUUAUAGGAAUCAUUCUCAGCCACCGCCUCUUGAGACCUUAGGGCUGGAUGCAGAUGAAUUGAUUUUGAUACCAAAUGGAGUACAGAUUUUUUUUGUAAAUCCUGCAGGGGAGGUUAGUGCACCUUCGUAUCCUGGGUACCUUCGAAUUGUGAGGUUUUUGGAUAAUUCUCUCGAUACGGUUCUAAACCGUCCUCCCGGGUUUCUUCAGGUUUGUGACUGGUUAUAUCCUCUAGUUCCUGAUAGAUCUCCGGUUCUGAAAUGUACUGCGGGAGCCUACAUGUUUCCUGAUACAAUGCUACAAGCAGCAGGAUGCUUUGUGGGGGUCGUCCUGUCCUCUGAGUUACCAGAGGAUGAUAGAGAGCUCUUUGAGGAUCUGUUAAGGCAAAUGUCUGACCUUCGGCUCCAGGCCAACUGGAACAGAGCAGAAGAAGAAAAUGAAUUCCAAAUCCCUGGAAGAACUAGACCCUCCUCUGACCAACUAAAAGAAGCCUCUGGCACUGAUGUGAAACAGUUGGACCAAGGCAAUAAGGAUGUACGUCAUAAAGGAAAACGUGGAAAAAGGGCUAAAGAUACUUCAAGUGAAGAAGUUAACCUGAGUCACAUUGUACCAUGUGAGCCAGUUCCAGAAGAAAAGCCAAAAGAAUUACCUGAAUGGAGUGAAAAAGUGGCUCACAACAUUUUGUCAGGUGCUUCCUGGGUGAGUUGGGGUUUAGUCAAAGGUGCUGAGAUUACUGGUAAGGCAAUCCAGAAAGGUGCUUCUAAACUCCGAGAGCGGAUUCAACCAGAAGAAAAACCCGUGGAAGUUAGUCCAGCUGUCACCAAGGGACUUUAUAUAGCGAAGCAAGCUACAGGAGGAGCAGCAAAAGUCAGUCAGUUCCUGGUUGAUGGAGUUUGCACUGUAGCAAAUUGCGUUGGAAAAGAACUAGCUCCACAUGUCAAGAAGCAUGGAAGCAAACUUGUUCCAGAAUCUCUUAAAAAAGACAAAGAUGGGAAAUCUCCUCUGGAUGGUGCUAUGGUUGUAGCAGCAAGUAGUGUUCAAGGAUUUUCAACUGUCUGGCAAGGAUUGGAAUGUGCAGCUAAAUGCAUCGUUAACAAUGUUUCAGCAGAAACUGUACAAACUGUCAGAUACAAAUACGGAUAUAAUGCAGGAGAAGCUACCCACCAUGCGGUGGAUUCUGCGGUCAAUGUUGGCGUAACUGCCUACAAUAUUAACAACAUUGGUAUCAAAGCAAUGGUGAAGAAAACUGCAACACAAACAGGACACACUCUCCUUGAGGACUAUCAGAUAGUUGAUAAUUCUCAGAGGGAAAAUCAAGAAGGAGCAGCAAAUGUCAACGUGAGAGGGGAGAAGGAUGAGCAGACGAAGGAAGUAAAGGAGGCAAAGAAGAAAGAUAAAUGAUGAAGUGCUGGGAAUCACUUAUACCAAAGCCUUAUGAAAUGGAUGAAAUUUUGUUAAAUAGGCAAAUGUGGAAUUCCUCACAGAUUAACCAGUAUUUUUUAAAUGUAUUCAUUCCUACAAAUUAACUUUCAUAAAUUUUAUGGCAUGUCUUCUAUUUAAAAGGAAAAGAAUAAGUAUUCUUGCAUCUGGCCUUAGAAAUGUGAAGUUAUAUUCUCAAGUUUAUUUUUUUCCAAGUGUAGCUAAAAUAUUUUUGCAGGUAAAAUAAAGCUGAUAGUACAUGUGUUGUUCAAACCUUGUUAAACCUAAUAUUGAACUAUUUUUAUAUCUGCUGUCUUUCAGAAGGCAAAUAGGAAACUAUAUAUUUGCUUAAAAAUUGGCAUUUAGUAACCUUAAUUCUUUUUAUAGAAGGAAUGACUUAAAGUAUUGUCCCCUCUUUUUGCACUAAUUGUGGAUUUUUUUAGAUGCUUCUCAAAAUUUUCAGUGUGUAAGCUAAACAAAAACUAAAACUAAGAAUUCUCAAAAAAACUUGUUCAAAACAGGGAAAGACUGAUGAAAAGUAAAAUGGACUACUUUUGUAACUUACCUGUUUGUUAGGAAAUGGAAUGGUCUCUUUGAUUUAAAAUAAAUAAAAAUAGAUUAUUACGUCUUUUGUAUUGAGACUGUAUUGUUAUGAGCCUAGGAAAUUUGGGAACAUGAUUGUAUUGUAUUAAAAUUCGAAGUGAUUAUUAUCAGCUUAAUUGGAUUAAAAAAGUACUUCAAGAAAUUAUUUUAUCAUAUCUGCUUCUGUUUUUCCAAAAGGUUAAAACUUGUAAAAAAAAUAUAUAUAAACAAUUGAGUUUACUAAUGGUAAACAUUUUUAUUCUGGGAUUCGGUCAUUGGAAUUUAUAUUAAAAGACAAGUUAUUAAAAAGGAAAGGUUCUAUUCAUAAUCAGGGUAAAGAAUAUGAAAACCUUAGACGUAAUCCAUGGUGGAUAGGCAUUAUGGUUUCCACUUUGGCAGAAGGCAGACUAUUCACAGCCCUAUUUACUUACAUAGGCUAAAAAACUAUGUAACUAAAUACCUAAUGGUAUUUAAUUUUUGUUUAUUGAAUUUAAGAGAUUGGUAUUAGUUUUCAUAGCUGUAGUCCAUUCUAAUAAUUUCUGAUCUUCUAGUGGCUACUUAAUUAGACAUUAUUUGAAGCUGUCUGAAGAAUGCACUUUAUGAAUUAAAAAACUGAAUUGCCUGACCUCGUUAUCACAUGAGCUUAUAUUUUGGGAACACAUAGAACUGAUGGAGGCUUUUCCUAAGGCCAAGGAUAAUGUACUAGUUGUUAAAAUGGAAAUAAAAGUGAAGUGGUAAAUAGCUUACAGACAGUCUAUGCUUUGUUUAAGAAAUGGAAUGGCACUUCAUAUAUUCUCAUUUGUGGGAGCUAAAAAUUACAAUAAUCAAACUUAAGGAGAUAGAGAGUAGAAUGAUGGUUACCAGAGGCUGGGAGGCAUUGAAGGGAUGGGGAGGGAAGUGAGGUUGAUUAAUGGGUACGAAAAUAUAGUUAGAACGAAUUUGUUGUAGUAUUUGAUAGCCCAACAGGGUGACUACAGUCAACAAUAACUUUAUACAUUUAAAAAUAAAAGAGUGUAAUUGGGACGUUUGUAACACAAAUGAAUGCUUGAAGCAGUAGAUACACCCUGAUGUAAUUAUUAUAAAUCGCAUACCUGUAUCAAAAUAUCUCAUGUAUCCCAUAAAUAUAUACACCUACCAUGUACCCAUAAAAAUUUAAAAAGAAAUGGAAUGGCAAAUAAUGGAACAUAAACUUUAAACAGUUAGCUUUGACCAGAGGUCAGCAAAUAUCCUCCAUGGGCUAAAUCCAGAUGUCCACCUGUUUUCAUAAAUAACGUUUUAUUGGAGCAUAGCUGUACCCAUUUGUUUACAUAUUGGCUAUGGCUGCUGUCUAGUUCAACGUGAGAGUUGAAUAGUUGCAUCAGAGAGUAUAUGGUCCACAAGCCUAACUUAUUCACUCUCUGGCCCUUUGCAGAAAAAGUGUGCUGCCUUAGUCUAUAGAAAAUGGACUUUUCCCACCAUUCACUGACUCAUUAGGAGAUAGGCAUCUUCUAAAGAUUUUUUUUAUAUUGUGUAAUGAUUGAUAUAUAGAUAAAAUUAUAUAUUACUUGUAAGGUAUGAUGAAUAACAACACUUAAAAACUCAUCACACCUAAAGACAUGGAAAGCUGCCAAUUACCUAUAUGUAUGUUCUUCCUAUUUUCUUACCUCUUUCCCCAUGUCAUUUUUUAUUGUUCCUUGCCAUUUUUUAAUCACACAUGUAUGUUCUCCAAACAUACUGUUUCAUUUUUUGAAGCUUUCUACAUAUAGUGUCUGAAUGUGAAGUCUUACUCAACUUGCUUUUUUGAGUUUAUGUUUAAAAUUCAUUCUUGCGCUUAUAUGCAUGGAUGGUUUACUUGCUCUAUAGUAUUCUGUGUGAGUAUACCACAAUUUAAGUGUUCAUUUUCCUAUCAGUUGACAUUUGUUUUUAGUUUUUGUUGGUAGAAACAGUACACUCAAAACAUCCUUGACUGUCCCCUGGUACACAUAUGCAAGAGACUUUAUGCGUAAGAGUGGAGUUGUUGGCUUGUCAAGUUUUGCAAAAUAAUGCCAGGUAUUUUCCAAAAUGAUGAUAUUCUCUUGAGUAUUACUUCCCUUUGCAAUGUUUUUAUUGUUAAUGUAGCAUAUAUAAAAAAGUAUCUCAUAAUUUUAA
Messenger RNA from Homo sapiens (human), 5197 nucleotides. It is a transcript of the gene SPART, whose product is annotated as spartin. The transcript is spliced from 10 exons. The record is from RefSeq and is a predicted model, not a curated record. Gene Ontology annotation, cellular component: cytoplasm; midbody; lipid droplet. NCBI's taxonomy places the organism in Eukaryota, Metazoa, Chordata, Mammalia, Primates, Hominidae. The coding region runs from base 470 to 2470 and encodes 666 amino acids. Gene Ontology annotation, biological process: lipophagy.